Molecule: messenger RNA, 1263 nt
Organism: Blumeria graminis f. sp. triticale
Lineage: Eukaryota; Fungi; Ascomycota; Leotiomycetes; Helotiales; Erysiphaceae
Source: the annotation of a GenBank genome assembly
AUGACAGCAUCCUCCAACUGCCACCCAAAGAUAUUCACGCUCGAAGGUCGAGGCUUGAAGCUCGACUCUUUGGCCGAUGUGGAAGAGCAUAUAAAGCCUUUGCGCUUUAUGCAGGAUGUUGAGGAAAUUAGGCUGCUAGGAAAUACCCUAGGCGUCGAAGCCUGUCAAGCCAUAGGCGAGGUUAUAGCGACGAAAAAAUCACUUCAAGUUGCAAAUCUUGCGGACAUUUUUACCGGCAGACUUCUCAACGAAAUCCCCCUCGCACUCUCAUCUUUACUCCGAGCAUUAGGAAACCUCCCAAACCUGCACACAAUUAAUUUAAACGAUAACGCAUUCGGGCUUAAUACACAGGCUCCCCUUGUCGAGUUUAUUUCAUCUCAUGUGCCGCUCAAGCACCUAAUACUAAAUAACAAUGGUCUCGGACCAGAGGCCGGAAUCAUGAUUGCAGAGGCUCUGUCCACUCUUCAUGCUAAGAAAGAAGAGGCUCGGAAAGCUGGUUUGGAUAUUCCUCAUUUGGAGACUGUAAUAUGCGGACGAAAUCGACUCGAGACUGGUAGUAUGAAGGCAUGGGCGAAGGCUUACAGUCUACAUACGGGCCUGAAGAACAUCAAAAUGGUACAAAACGGGAUUAGACCAGACGGUAUCAGUUUACUUCUAAGAGAUGGUCUCAAGCACUCGAAGCAAAUCGAAAUACUAGAUCUGCAAGAUAAUACCUUCACAAUCAAGGGCGCAAAUGCUCUAGCAAUUGUAUCCCCGGGCUGGACAGAAAUACAAGAACUCGGCAUUGGAGACUCGCUUCUUGGCGGGAGAGGUGGAGUUGUCGUAGCUGAGGCACUUGGAAAGGGGAUGAAUAAGAAGCUACAGACACUUAGGUUACAAUAUAAUGAUAUCGGGGCCAAGGGCCUUCAGGCACUUGCCUUAGCGACGAAGGAUUCUUUGCCGGCUUUGAGGAAGCUUGAGUUAAACGGCAACAAAUUCUCGGAGGAUGACGAAAGUAUCGAAGUACUUCGGUCAUUACUGCUCACGCGGAAGGAAGAAACUAAUGAGUUAACAGUCAUUGAUGAAGAAUGGGGUCUAGAUAGUUUGAGUGACCUGGAGGAUGAUGACAGCUCUGAUGAAGAAGAGGACGAAGUUGAAGCAGAAGAUGAGAUGCGGAAACGUGUCUCACUAGCAGCUAAUAAAGCUCUGGAGGGCCCCAGUGUGACUUCUGGAGCAACUGAUAUAGAUGAACUAGCUCAAAGUCUCGCCAACGUCAAGAUAUGA